AUGAGAUAUAAUAUAACUGAGGAUAACAUUAAUACACUUAUUGGUUCAAUUUUAUCAUACGAAUGUCAUAAAAUUUUUGGUGAUCGUCUUAUAAACAAUGAACAUAGGAUUGAUUUAGAUAAUAUAUUAUCAUCUACAUUAGGAAAUAUUGGACAUCAAAAUUCAUUUUUUAUUUCUUCAUCAACAACAAAUUCUAUUCCAUCAGUAGGAAGGAUGCUUCAAAUGAUUAGUGAAAAAGAUUACAAAGUAUUACUAGAAAAAGCUGUAGGAAGAUAUCAAUUUGAAAUAUCAAAUUUUAAUCAUACACUUCAUCAAGAAUUUAUUUCACUUUCAGCAUCAAUAGAUAGGAUAUUAUCACAACCUGGUGGAAGUUUACUCCUAUGUGGUGUUUCAGGUAUUGGACGUUGUGAAGCUACUAAUAUUGUUGGACAUAUGCAAAAAAUGAAAAUAUUUUCACCGAGAAUUACUUCAAAUUAUGGAAUCAAACAAUUUUUCAAUGAUUUAAAAGUUAUUAUUGGAUGGGUUAGUAUUGAUAAUCAACAAGUACUUUUAAGACUUGAAAAUCAUCAAUUAAUAAAUAAUUUUUUUUUGGAAGCUGUCAAUUCACUUUUAACAUCUGGAACAGUACCUGGUUUAUUUAAUCAACAAGAAUUAGAUGGACUUAUUAGUCAAUUAAAUGAUUUAGCCUCUCAAGAAGGAUAUAGAAAAGAUUUAUAUUCAUUUUUAUCAUACAAAGUUAGGCAAAAUCUUCAUAUAGUUGUUAUCUUAAACAUUGAUAAUCCUGAUUUUGAUAAAUUAUUAUCUUCAAAUCCAGCUUUAUAUAAAGAAUGUUCUGUUAUAUGGAAAGAAUUUUGGAAUGAAUCUACAUUAAGAAUGAUUCCAUCACUUAUGUUAAAAAAAAUUAAUUUUAAUGAAACUAUUAAUGUUGAUAAUAUUGGUUCAACAUUUUUAUCUAUAUUUAAUACAAUAGAUUCUUCUAUUCGAACUCCAGCUAAUUAUACAAAAUUUGUUGAAAAUUUCGUAUAUAUUUUUAAUAAAAAAUAUGAUUUUGUUAAUAAAAGAUUAAGUCGUUUGAAAGCUGGUAUUGAAAAGUUGACAGAAACAAGAGAUUCUGUAUCGAAACUUCAAAAAGCUGCAGCUUUAAAAUCAAAAAAAUUAGCUUCAAAACAAAAAGAAGCGGAUACUGCACUUGUAGCUAUUACACAAUCAAUGUCUGGUGCUACAGAUCAAAAAGCUGAUAUGGAACAAUUAAAAGAAGAUGUAGAGAAAGAAAGUAUUAGAAUUGAAGAACAGAAAAAAAUUAUUGAUAAACAAUUAUUUGAGGUAGAACCAUUAUUAAAAGAAGCAAGGAAAGCUGUAAGUGCAAUAAAAUCUGAAAGUUUAAGUGAAAUAAGAAGUUUACGUGCCCCACCUGAAGCAAUUAGAGAUAUUCUUCAGGCAGUUCUUUUAUUUAUGGGUAUAAUGGAUACAAGUUGGGAAGCAAUGAGAAAAUUUUUAGGAAAAUCUGGUGUAAAAGAUGAAAUAAUAAAUUUUGAUGCAAGGAAAAUUACUACAACUGCAAGUAAUAAAGUAAGUAACUUAAUGAAACAAAAAUCUGCAUCAUUUGAAGAAAAAAAUGCAAAAAGAGCAAGUGUUGCUGCAGCACCAUUAGCGUCUUGGGUUAAAGCUAACUUACAGUAUGCAGAAAUACUUGAAAAAAUACAACCUUUAGAAAAAGAAAAGGAAAAAUUAAUAAAAAAUUUACAAAAAAGUAAAAAUCAAAUGGAUAAUUUGUCUAAAGGUUUAACAACAAUUGAUGCAAAAGUAGGGCAAUUAAAAGAAAAUUUUGAAGAAUUAAUGAAAGAAGCAACUCAAAUAAAAAUUGAUCUUGAAAAAGAACAAUCAAUUAUUGCAACAGCAGAAACAUUAGUAAAUAGAUUAGAGGGAGAAUAUAAAAGAUGGAAUGAACAAAAUGAAGUAUUACAAAAAGAAUUAAAUGAACUUGAAAGUAAAAGUAUCCUUGCAGCAGGAUUUGUUACUUUUAUGGGAACAUACUCUGAAGAUUUACGUUCAUCUAUGAUUGAUGAAUGGUGUAAAAGUUUAAAUAUUGAAACUUUUAGUUUAUCUAAGUUUUUAGUCUCAGAUAAUGAAAUAUUAAAUUGGAAACGUAAUGAAUUACCAAUAGAUCAAUUGUCAAUAGAAAAUACGGCAAUUAUUUUUAAUGUUGUAGAUUAUUGUCUUAUUAUAGAUACAACAGGAAGAAUACCAGAUUUUUUAUAUAAACAAUUACAAGAUAAUAAUGUUGAGGUAAUUAAAGCUGGAAGAAGUGAUUUUCUUCUUCAAAUAGAGCUUGGUGUUCGUUUUGGUAAAACUAUUAUUGUACAUGAUGUUGUAGAAAUUGAACCUGGAAUUGUUGAAUUAUUAAAAAGAACAAUUUCUACACAGGGACCCAGACAAGUUGUCCAAAUAGGUAGUAAUGAUAAAGUUGACUUUAAUCCAGCAUUUAAAUUAUUUUUAUGUACUAAAAAUCCACAAAUAAAACUUCCAUCAUACAUUUCUUCAAUAGUAACAGAAAUUAAUUACUCAACAACAAAGAGUGGAUUAACAGCUCAGUUACUUUCAUUAUCAAUAUCACUUCAAAAACCUGAAUUAGAUAAAAGAUCAAGUGAAAUAACUAGUGAAACAGAAAAAAUGCAAAUAAAACUUCAUGAACUUGAAAGUGUUCUUCUUAAUGAGUUAGCUAACAGUACUGGAAGUAUUAUUGAAAAUAAACAAUUACUUGAUUCAUUAAAUGAUUUAAAAGAAAAUUCAGAAAAAAUUAGUAUUGCUUUAGAUGAAAGUAGACAAUUACAGGAAGAAUUAAAUAAAGAAAGAAAUGUUUAUUUAGAAUUGGCAAAUAAAUCUUCAGCUUUAUAUUUUGCUAUAAAAGAUCUUCAUAGACAAAAUAAUAUGUAUAAUUUUGGUGUUAAUACAAUAAUAAAAUUAUUUAAAAAAGUUAUCAUUGAAAAUGGUAAGGAUGAAAUUAAUGGAAAAUUAGAAAAUUUAUAUAAAAUAUUAAGACAAAGAGUUUUUAUUUAUGUUAGUAGAGGUUUAUUUAAAGCUAAUAGAUUAAUGUAUACAAUUAAUUUUAUUCAUAAAACAAAACCUGAAUUAUUUCAAAAAAAUGAAUGGAAUUUUUUUAUUGGUACAUUAGAAGAAAAUGAAGAAAGUAGUAAUAAACAUUCAUUAAAUAUUUCAUGGUUACCUGAAGAUAGAUAUUCUUCUGUUAGAAAACUAGAACAAUUUCUUCCAAAAAUGUAUAGUUUAUUAAAGUUAUCUGAUCAAGGAACAUGGAAUGAUUUUUCAAGAACAAUAAAUGCUGAAAAAAAUAUACCAUCUUCUAUUGAAUCAUCAUUAUCAUUAUUUCAAAAAGUUAUUUUAAUUCAAACUAUUAGACCUGAUAGAUUACAUACAGCUCUCAAUAAUUUUGCCUGUGAAGCAUUAGGAAUUGAUACUAUAAAUCCUCCACCAUUAAAUUUAAAAGAAAUAUUCGAAGUAGAUUCAAAUGAAAUUGAUCCUAUACUUAUUUUAACAGGUCCUGGAGCAGAUCCAUCACAAGAUUUAGAAGAAUUAGCUUCACAAAUUAUAGGUUUAGAGAAAUAUAUUCAAAUAUCUAUGGGACAAGGUCAACAAGAAAUAGCUAUAAAAAGUUUAGGAAAAGCUUGUGAAGAGGGAUUAUGGUUAUGUAUAAAAAAUAUUCAUUUAAUUCCACAAUUUUUAAUACAACUUCAAAAAGAAUUAGCAAUGAUUACUCAAAGAAGUAGUUUAUUUAGAUUAUGGAUAACAUCAGAAUGUGAUGAAUCAUUUCCAGCAACACUUGUACAAGAUUCUUUAAAAAUUACUUUUGAAUCACCACCAGGUUUAGAUAAUAAUAUAAAUAGAACAUAUACAGGUUGGAUACAGGGAUUAUCUUCAAAUGAAUAUAUUUUUGAUACUGUCAAACAACAGGCACUUUUUAUGAUAUCAUAUAUUCAUGGUCUUCUUCAGGAAAGGAGAACAUUUAUUCCUCAGGGAUGGGGUAAUUUUUAUGAAUUUUCUAAUGGAGAUUUAAGAGCAGGAAAAAAUAUUGUUGAAAAGAUGUCAUUUAAUGACAAAGAUGACAUAGAUUGGAAAACUUUUAAAGGUUUAAUAAGUUUAGUUGUUUAUGGAGGAAGAAUUUUAAAUGUUCUUGAUAAUAAAAUUUUAUUAGCAUAUUUAGAUAAAUACUUAAAUAGUAAUUAUAUUAAUGGAACUGAAAAAGGAGAACUUUUUAAAAAUGUUAAAAUGCCAGCAUAUAAUAAUAUAUGCCAAUAUAAAGAAUGGAUUAAAAAAAAUCUUAGAAAUGAAAGUGAAAUACAAUUAAUAAUGUUAGGUUUACCAUUAAAUAUAUUAUCUUCAUGGGAGAUAACAGAAAGUAAGGAAACUUUAAAACAGUUAAAGUCACUUGAAUUAUCAACAGUUAAUUUUGAUACUUUUAAUAGAAGUAUAUGGAGUGAAAAUUUAAAACCAAUUCUUCAUUUAUGGAAAUCAUUAAAUUCAAAUGAAAGCUUUCAUAAUGCAAAUAUUCCAGAAGUAGAACCAAAUGAUAAUCCAAUUAUUGAAACAAUACAAUCUGAAUUCUCAUUUGCUUUGACACUUCUUCAACAGAUUCAUUCAGAUCUUUCAAUUAUUAGUAAAUCUGUCAAAGGAACUUUACCAAUUGAUAAUAAAAUAAAAAAAUUAUGUAUUACUCUUAUGACAUUACAAGUUCCAAUUUCUUGGAGUGGUAAAUGGGAUGGUCCUCAAGAUUUAUUACAGUACAUGAAAGCAGUUGUUGGAAAAACAAAAUCAGCUAGAAAUUUAGUUAAUACGAUAUCAACAAUAACUGUUAAUAAUUUAUCUUUUGACUUAUCUGAUUGGUUAAGACCAUCAAGAUGUUUAAAUGCUUUAAGACAAUUAACAGCAAGGAGGAGUAAUAUAAGUUUAGAUCAAUUAAAAUUAGCUACUAGUUGGAAAAAUUCAUUAGUAAAAAGUGAAUAUAUUGCUGAAAUAAAAGGCCUUCAAAUAGAGGGAGCUUUGUUUAAUGGAGAAAAAUUAACAGAAACUUUGUCAAAUUCUCCUCCUGUUAAUAAUGUUCCAACAUUAUUUGUUGCAUGGAUUCAAAUAACAUCACCUGAUGUAUAUGAUGAAAAAAAUAGUAUUGAUGCUCCAUUAUAUGAAAAUAAUUCAAGAGAAAAUUUGGUAACAACUGUUCAAUUACCUUUUGAUAAUGAAAAUGACAAAAUAAAAUGGAUGUUAAUAAAUGUAGCAUUGUUUCUAAGAGAAAAUACUUUUUAA
Messenger RNA from Strongyloides ratti, 5313 nucleotides. RefSeq names its product Dynein heavy chain domain and Dynein heavy chain, P-loop containing D4 domain and Dynein heavy chain, coiled coil stalk domain and P-loop containing nucleoside triphosphate hydrolase domain-containing protein. The coding region runs from base 1 to 5313 and encodes 1770 amino acids. The transcript has a single exon. The record is from RefSeq and is a predicted model, not a curated record. Lineage: Eukaryota; Metazoa; Nematoda; Chromadorea; Rhabditida; Strongyloididae. Gene Ontology annotation, cellular component: dynein complex. Gene Ontology annotation, molecular function: dynein light intermediate chain binding; minus-end-directed microtubule motor activity; dynein intermediate chain binding. Gene Ontology annotation, biological process: microtubule-based movement.